Messenger RNA from Melampsora larici-populina 98AG31, 1277 nucleotides. RefSeq lists its product as uncharacterized. The record is from RefSeq and is a predicted model, not a curated record. The transcript is spliced from 4 exons. Lineage: Eukaryota; Fungi; Basidiomycota; Pucciniomycetes; Pucciniales; Melampsoraceae. Bases 75 to 1124 code for a protein of 349 amino acids.
AACCAAUCAACAGCCUCAACGACCCCUGAAGUGAAGAAGUAUCGACCAAUCAUUAACUCAAGGAACGGGCCACAAUGGGAAAACUCAAUAUCCUCUAUCACAAGAGUUACCACGUUUAUAAUCGCGAAAAUGUUGAACGAGUCAAAAGGGAUGAACUCAAAGCAGAACUUGAAGCCGAAGCCAAGACUCAAUCGACGAUUGCUGCCAACUCUGAAGCUCGCUUGACACUCCUUCGUUCUCAAAAGGAUCAAAUCAAAUCUGAGAGUGGCAGAAAGAAAGAGAGACGAAUUGAAAAAGUGUUGGAGGAUCAGUUGAAAGGCAAGAAACCGGCAUCGCCACCUUCAAGGGAUGAGCCAUCAAAGCGCUCGACAGAUAAUUCAUCCAUCAUUGAUCCCAAGAACGGUCACAUCAACUUUUGGUCCUCCCUCGAGAAUCAGUCCACUUCGAAACAAUUUGAAAACUCCAAGAUUCUUGAUCAAAAUGAAUCGCAUGUAAGAGAUAGGAAGAAGGCGGACGAAAAAUGGGACGCAAUGAUCACAAUGCGCUUGGAUCGACCGGCUCAUGAGCUCAAGCCAUGGUACUCACAAUCCGAUCUUACAAAUGGAGAAGACAAGAAACAAUCGGAACGAAAGAUAAAAGAACGCUCAUCCAAAGACAAGCAACUGAAGAACACGCACGAUCCGCUCUCAUCCGUUCAAACCUAUCUCCAUCAGCGAGAAUCUGGUCGUUCUGGUUCUUCCAUUCUACCUUCAUUACCAACUCGCCGGAGCUGGAAAAAACGUCAAGCUUCGAGAUCGCCAUCUCCUCCCAUGUCAUUGAACAAGCGUACAUCCGACGACGUGGAAUCCGAUGAGGACUGUUAUAUGCCUAGUUUACCCCCGGUAUCCCAUCCCGAAUCGUCUAAUUUACCGAUAGUGCAGAUUGUGCGAGUCGAUUCUGAUGCCGAGCGACGUAAAGCACAAGCGCUCAUCGCUUCACAUCGUGCACCGUCAGAACAGGGCACCCCCAUGGCUCACGCUGAUCUGUAUAACCGCAAUGAGAUGCGAGAGAUCAUGGCAGGCAAAAGAAGAGGUGGGGAUAACCAAAGGCCACGGGACAAGAGGACCAGAUAUUGGGAUUCGUAGGGUCAGCGUGAUCCGGAAUGAUCCGUAUCUGUAUCUUUUCUCUCUGUAUCAUUAGCAGAUGUACCAUAUGCUUUCAUGCGUUGAUGACGCAGCGUGUUUGUUUUUGUAUGAACCAGUGUUGGGAAAUUUGAUAGACAAGCAUUGGUGAUGGCU